Glossina fuscipes is the source of this 2848-nucleotide messenger RNA. Its product is annotated as small G protein signaling modulator 3 homolog. The record is from RefSeq and is a predicted model, not a curated record. Gene Ontology annotation, molecular function: protein binding. NCBI's taxonomy places the organism in Eukaryota, Metazoa, Arthropoda, Insecta, Diptera, Glossinidae.
AAACAUUUCUUGACGUUGGAAAAAUGAUAAUUUUUGUUAUCAUAUUUAUUAAUUAAAUUAUAUAUGAGUUUCAUUGUGCUUAAUUCAACCAUCGAAUAUUUAGAAAUAAUUUAAACGACAAUUAUGGAAAUGGCUAAAAGUUUAUUUGGUCGGGAUCAUGAUGGUUAUGUGGGGAAGGCAGAACAUACGAAAAAACUGCAAACAUUGAAUUCGGAAGAAGAUAUGUUUGAAGAAUUGCCUACGCUAAUGGAAGAAGUAAGUGUGAUGGACGGGUUAAGACCGAAUGCGGGUGGUCCAUUUUCCGCACUAACUCCUUCGAUGUGGCCUCAAGAUAUACUGGCAAAAUUAGGACAACCUGAAGCCGAAAGCGUUAUUGGUCCUAACGAUCAACCCGAUUACCGUUUCGAUGAAUUUGGUUUUCGUGUCGAGGAAGAGGAUGGUCCAGAACAGAAUUCCAAUAAAUUGCUAAGUAUACCAUUUGUUGAAGAUGCCCAACAUCGCCUAAUGUGGAUAGCUCAUUUGGAAUUUUCUCAUAACAAAGAAGCUACAGAGCUUACAUGGGAACAUGUAGAUGUGGCUUUACCGCGAACGGAAAAAUUGCGCAACAUGGUUCGCGAAGGAAUACCACACUCUUUAAGAGCUCAGAUGUGGAUGCGCUUAUCUGGUGCCCUGGCUAAAAAGCAAAAAAGUGAAACAACCUAUCAUGAGAUUGUGAAGGCGUCUGCAAAUAAUCAACUUAUGACCUCUAAACAAAUUGAAAAGGAUUUAUUACGUAUACUGCCUACUAAUGCCUGCUUCAGCAAUCAAAAUGGUACUGGUAUACCUAGGUUGCGUCGAAUUCUUCGCGGUAUAGCCUGGCUUUAUCCUGAAAUUGGCUACUGUCAGGGUACGGGUGUAAUAGCAGCUUGUCUCUUAUUAUUUAUGGAAGAAGAAAAUGCUUUUUGGAUGAUGGCCACAAUAGUUGAGGAUUUAUUACCCGCCUCUUAUUAUUCUUCAACUUUGUUAGGCAUCCAAGCCGACCAGCGAGUAAUGCAAACUCUUAUAGCCAAUUAUUUAACGGCUGUAGAUGAAACAUUGAGAAGACAUGACAUUGAAUUGUCAUUGAUAACAUUGCAUUGGUUUCUAACUCUCUUUGCAAAUGUAGUCCAUAUGAAAAUUUUGUUACGUAUUUGGGAUUGGUUUUUCUAUGAAGGUAGCAUUGUUCUAUUUCAAUUGACUUUGGGCAUGCUUAAGAUGAAAGAGAAAGAGUUACAUAAUUUAGAAAAUUCGGCGCAAAUUUUUAACUCAUUGUCCGAUAUACCCGGUGAAGUCGACGACGUGGAGAUACUUUUCAAAAUAGCUUUAGAUGUUGGCGGCUCUUUAAGCCAAACCGUAAUCGAUACGCAUCGUCGUCGACAUUUGGCCUAUCUAAUGGCUGACCAGGGUGGCUUAGUUGGUAAUCCCGAGGCUGUUCCCAAUCUGCCUAAACAACAUUUGGCGCGUCGUCAAGUACGCAAAAGUAAAUCAAUUUUAGAGACAUUACUCUUCCGCGGUGACAACGAAUGCACUGAACUGAAAAAUAAAAAUAUUCGACAAACCGAGAUUUUAGUAGAUUUACGAGGCAUUUUAAAAGUUGCAAGACAUUUUAUUACCAUAGAACCCAAGCUGACCAAUCAUAUUCAAUUGACCGCUGAUUACAGCACUCACUCACAUGCUAAAGAUCACGAGAAUUUCAUAAAUGUUGCUCGUACUCGAAAACGAAGAGCUAAAGCUUUACAUGAUUUUGAAAGGCACGAUGAUGACGAAUUAGGCUUUAGAAAAAACGACAUCAUCACCAUAAUAAGUCAGAAGGACGAGCAUUGCUGGGUGGGUGAAUUAAAUGGUUUAAGAGGUUGGUUUCCAGCCAAGUUCGUGGAGUUAUUAGACGAGCGUAGCAAACAAUAUACAUCGGCUGGAGACGAUGCUAUUUCCGAAACCGUUACCGACUUAGUAAGAGGAACUUUGGCACCGGCUGUCAAAGCCUUUCUAGAGCAUGGUAUGCGUAGACCCAAUUUUUUGGGUGGUCCAAUACAUCCGUGGCUAUUUAUCGAAGAGGCUGCUUCACGCGAAGUGGAAAAAGAUUUUGAAUCGGUUUAUAGCCGAUUGAUUUUAUGUAAAACGUAUCGUUUAGAUGAAGAUGGGAAAGUCCUAACACCUGAAGAGCUACUAUAUCGUUGUGUGCAGGUUAUUAAUCAAACCCACGAUGAGUCUCAUGCACAAAUGGACGUUAAAUUACGCUCACUUAUCUGUUUGGGUCUCAACGAACAAGUUUUGCAUUUAUGGUUAGAGGUUUUAUGUUCAUGCCAUGAAAUCGUACAAAAAUGGUAUUAUUCGUGGUCAUUUAUAGACUCACCUGGAUGGGUUCAAAUUAAGUGCGAAUUGCGUAUUUUAACACAAUUCGCGUUCAAUUUAAAUCCCGAUUGGGAAUUACCGCCAAGACGAGGCAAAGAAUCGCAACCUCUGAAAGAUGGCGUACGUGACAUGUUGGUUAAACAUCAUCUAUUUUCGUGGGACUUGUGAGGCGAUCGAUGUCGUGUCCUAUUCAAAAAAUGGAAUUUCAAAUUCAUUUCAAUUUUAAAUGCAAAGACGCUCUAAGCUUUAACGAAUACUCUGACAAUUUCUGAGUUUAAAAUUUAAUUUAAGUUGAAUUUUUUUUUUUUUUUUUUUUUGCUUUCUUUUUUUUAUAAUAUCACAUUGCAAUGCAUUUAACAUAAUUGAUUAUACUCACACAUACGUAUUCUCAUAAAUCCCGUAUAACUAAAGCAUUUACUUAACGAUUAUUAUAACUUGUGUACUUCACGUAUUAAGCAGCUAUAUAUAUAUAUAUAUU